Messenger RNA from Oryzias melastigma (Indian medaka), 1746 nucleotides. It is a transcript of the gene ube2nb, whose product is annotated as ubiquitin-conjugating enzyme E2Nb. The transcript is spliced from 4 exons. Lineage: Eukaryota; Metazoa; Chordata; Actinopteri; Beloniformes; Adrianichthyidae. Gene Ontology annotation, molecular function: ubiquitin conjugating enzyme activity. Gene Ontology annotation, cellular component: nucleus. Gene Ontology annotation, biological process: protein K63-linked ubiquitination; DNA damage tolerance. The record is from RefSeq and is a predicted model, not a curated record. The coding region runs from base 128 to 589 and encodes 153 amino acids.
AAUGAAGCUUCCUACGUCAUCUGAAGCUACCGGAAGUGCGAGUUGUCUGUUCCCGCCCCGCCCGCUCACUCAACCCAACCCGAAGAGAAGGCGAGUCUACGGCUAAAAAUAUAAUUCCCAACACAAGAUGGCCGGGUUGCCUCGUAGGAUUAUAAAGGAGACGCAACGGUUGAUGGCAGAGCCGGUUCCGGGGAUCACGGCCACGCCCGAUGAAGGAAACGCUCGCUACUUCCACGUGGUCAUCGCAGGACCUCAAGACUCCCCCUACGAGGGAGGCACGUUUAAACUAGAACUAUUUCUUCCAGAAGAGUACCCCAUGGCAGCUCCCAAAGUGCGAUUCAUGACCAAAAUCUAUCACCCCAACGUCGACAAACUGGGAAGAAUAUGUUUAGACAUAUUGAAAGACAAGUGGUCCCCAGCCCUGCAGAUCCGCACAGUGUUGCUAUCUAUCCAGGCGUUAUUAAGUGCUCCCAACCCAGAUGACCCGCUGGCCAACGAUGUCGCAGAGCAGUGGAAGAAACAUGAAAUGCAUGCCAUUGAGACAGCCCAAACAUGGACUCGACUCUUUGCCAGCAACACUGAAGUAUAGAGGAAGAGAGAAGAGGCUUCUGAAUGUGAUCUACAAAAUGUACUCCUAUUCUGUCAACGUUUGAGUUUAACGGACACACACACAAAAAAAAAACAAAAAAACCAGAAGAAGAGUCCAGAUUUAUUUGAAAGAGAUAUUUACUGCUGCAGACCUCUGGGUGACUUAUUUCCUCCUUAAGACGCGUUCAAUGUGUGAUACCUUUUUUUUUUUUUUAUCUUAUUUUAAUUUUCUUCCUGUGUUUCUAUUUAAACGCAUGGACAGAGUGCCCCCCCUCCCCCCUCCAUCCACCACAGUCUUAAGAAUCACAUGCAAUAUGUUGUCCUGAGCGUGGCAAAUACUGGUACGUCAUCAAAGAAUAAAUGUAUUAAAGCUGCCCUCGUUUUACACAACGCGUCGUUUGUCAGCACAUUGUGAGUCUGGAAGCGUUGGGGUUUGUUUUUCUUCUGAUGGGAAACAAGAGGAAAGGUUGCACAUCCUAAAGAAAAGAGAAAACUUUUUAAGUCUUUUAUUUUGUAGGGUCAGACUUUUUGAUCUAAUUGAAGGCAUUUCUAAAUUAACCGUAUUAAAAGUUAGUUUGCGACUCGUCCAGAUGCACUUUUAUGGUUGAAGAUUAUUAAAAAAAAAUGAUAUGAUGUAUCAGUUUUGCAUUUAGGAUUGUGGAAAAGGAUUCUGUAUGGGAGAAGUGCUGCUUCCUCCUUAAAAAAAAUAAAAAAUUCCAUCAAGUUUUCAGCUCACCAGAGGAAGAACAAAGAAAAUUAUUUUUUUUUUUAAACUCCAGAAUUUUUUUUGUUUUAUAUUUAUUCAUACUAUGUGUUUGCCUGUAUUCUUACUUCAGUGUUCAUCAAAAAAAAAAAUACGGCACACCAGAACCAAACUGCAGGUCUCAUCGCUCUUUUUCUGUUGGUUUAAGGUGGAAUGUUUUUGACUUUUUUCUGGUUUCUUUUUAAAGGGAAAGAUAUUUUUCUGAUCAUUUUCAUAAAUAUUUUUUUUCUCAUUUUUAUUCCAAAUUGAUGAGAAUUAUUUCUGAUCUCUGUGCUUAUGGAUGUAAUGAUUCUACAAGUGCAUUAAAUUGAUUCCUUAAGAGUAAAAUCCAAGUCAUUGUGGUAGCAGAAGUGUGACGUUAAAAAAUAAAUUGUAGCGAAAGAAGUGUAAUAUUA